Messenger RNA from Scatophagus argus, 1637 nucleotides. RefSeq lists its product as uncharacterized. The record is from RefSeq and is a predicted model, not a curated record. The transcript has 7 exons. The coding region runs from base 159 to 692 and encodes 177 amino acids. NCBI's taxonomy places the organism in Eukaryota, Metazoa, Chordata, Actinopteri, Scatophagidae.
CGUUGUUUUGAACGCCUGUGGCAGCUGUGCAUCAUGGGAUUCAAAAUGGCUCCUAAGAUUGCAGUUUACCGGAGAUAACUGCGAUUAAACAUACAUUUUACUCUUUUCGGUUGUUGUGCCAGUAUAUAUAUCUGUUAUAUUAACUGUAUUCUUUCGCUAUGUCAACAAAAGCAGAGUCCAGAGUGUCAAGCUCCAGCUCCAGAAGAGAUAAAAGGAGGAGAUCCAGUAGCAGAGGACGAGAGAAAGGAAAGCGGAAGCGAAGCCGCAGCAGAUCCUCCUCCUCGUCCUCUUCCAGUUCAUCGUCAUCGUCUUCGUCUUCGUCUUCGUCCUCAUCAUCCUCUUCUUCAUCAGGUUCAUCACACUCAUCCAGCCGCAGCCGGUGUAGCUCUAGCAGUAGUGACUCCCGCAGUAAAUCUAGAAAGCAGUCCAAGAAAAGGAAAAAGGAGAAACAACACAAAAAGAAAGGGAAGAAAGAGAAGCGACAUAAGCGUAAAAAAAACAAGAAAGCAAAAGGAGGGGAGGAAAACUCAGGACCUGUACAGAUCUCCAAGUACUUGAAGGACCGGAAGAAAGGCAAGUACAGCAUGAUUUCAGGGAAAAAGAUAAAGAUGAAAGUAAAGAAGUCAAAGAAGGACAAACAGCGGGAUAAAAAUCGGGCAGAACUUCUUGAAUUCUUGAACUCUACCCUGUGAUUCCACUGUCAACUGCAGUUGUGGUGCUCAGGCUCGGACAAGUCAGCAGGACACUUACCAGGAGAUAAAUAAUGAAGGGUUUUCUGAGAAAGAGAUGAUGAACAUGACAUGCGUUGACACACAGGGAGAGCAAAGUAAAGAACUGUAUGUCAGUUCAGACCAUGAGCUAUAAUUUCACCAUGAUACUGCCUAAGUGUCCAGUUCUUCAGCUUAGUCUGAUAGCUUUUGUUAUACAAGAAAUGUUCAUGUUUGACGGUGUUGUUCUAAAUUUUAUCUGUGGGAAACCAGAUGAGAGGACAAUGAAAAUUAAGUCAAUCAGAGCGACUGGCUUCUCACAACUUUACUUGUGGUUUGAACAUCCGGUCACCCCAUUAAAAAGAGGUCUCCACCAGCUCUACCAAACUCAGCGAAAUGAGAGAGAUUGUCUUUUUUUUUAAUUACGUGUAUUUUUCUUCCUUGGCAAAACCAGCUGCUUACAUUACCCAUAAUGCAACUCAAUUGCUGACAGUUUGGUGGCAGUUAUUGUGGCCUUGAGCUGUUGGCCUCGAGCAGUGAAAAGCAGGCUUUACCUGCUGGCCAUGUGAAUCAUUCACUGCGUAUAAGACGGCCCAUGCAUUUUAUUUGCAGAUAACUGAUUGCCCAUGUUUCCACAAUACAUGCUGGUCAUGGGACCCAAAGUGUUAUCAGUGUGUACUGAUAUCAUAGUCUUUUUUAUGUGUGCAUUCUCUUUAAAAUGAUAUGAGAAUGUGCUCUGCGUUGUUUGAUAACUAUAUUGUUUCAGCAUCAUUUUUUUAGAAUUUCAAAUAUAAAUUCUCUAGUAGUCACCCUGUAUCAGUCAUUUGGAAAGCUUUUCAUGGAUGAUGGAGUAAAUAUAUUGUGUACUGUUGAAUUUUGCUGUGUGGAAAAACAGAAGAGAAAUGACAAUAAACUGCUGGAAAGAUUUUA